Molecule: messenger RNA, 818 nt
Organism: Heterotrigona itama
Lineage: Eukaryota; Metazoa; Arthropoda; Insecta; Hymenoptera; Apidae
Source: the annotation of a GenBank genome assembly
AUGAAAAAUUCUGAACAGAAAGCUUAUCUAUCCGACUUGAAGUGUUCAACUUACUUGACUUCGUUAACAAAAUCUCUGUCUGCAACAUUCCGGGUAUUCCCUGAACUGAAAGACACAUUAUUUUCCAAUAAAUUAUCCUCGUUUGAAAAUCGCGGGUAAAAAGUCACAGACGAAAGUUUAACGCAUCCCCUUUCACGCAUCAUUGCCCAAACUAAAAAAUCCCACCAACGAGAUAGAUAAUCGGAUACGAUGAUACGAUCGUCUAAACCUCGUUCUCGUCUGGAUGAUUGUUGCAGAGGUGGGAGCAGCUAGUCGUCUCGAAGCUGAAAUGGGAAUUGUCGGCUGUAACGCCCGGUGACUUCCUGAUGCACAUCCUCAACAGACUGCCGGUGCCACGUACCUGGGACCCGGUGAUGGUCAGGAGGCACGCGCAAACCUUCAUCGCCCUGAGCGCCAGAGAACACAAAUUCUCGAUGUACACGCCGAGCAUGAUCGCGGCGGCGAGCGUCGCGGCGGCCCUCCACGGUCUCGAUUGGACAGGGAAAAGCGGUUACGGGCUGGCCGGCCUCCUCGACGAGCUAACUCGCAUCACGGCUAUCGAACAGGAUUACUUGCAAGGUUGCUUAGAGCAGAUCGAAGAGAUGGUGUCUCAGGCAGUGAAAGCCGACAGUAUCGGCGGGAAUAGCCGCCAGGUGACCGGGUCAUCGUUCCCGGGCGUGUCGCAGAGGCCUCUGGGGGACGAGAUCACCAGCCAGGAGAAGAUCCUGGAACACGAGAAGGCGGGCACGCCGACCGACGUGAGGGACGUCCAUUUUUGA